Messenger RNA from Xyrichtys novacula (pearly razorfish), 31765 nucleotides. Lineage: Eukaryota; Metazoa; Chordata; Actinopteri; Labriformes; Labridae. The record is from the annotation of a GenBank genome assembly.
AUGGGUCAGAGUACCUCGGAACAAGAGGUCCAAGAAGACAGCCCCAGUCUCACAGAGGUUGGUGCAAUUGCAGUUUUUAUUUUCCUGAUUAUUAAUUUAAAUUCAGCUCAAUGAAAGUAUAAAAGCAUGCAUACAGUAAAUGUGGCCAUAUAACAGGAUUUUUGCCACCCAGUGGGUGGGAAAGUGCUUCAGUAGAUGUGGGUUAAUCUGUGGACAGCUGUGGUGGUCCAGUUCAAAGUAAGUCAUAGCUUUCCACCAGCCAGCAUCCUGCACUGGUAUCUCCUAUCAGCUAAUGAGGAAAAUACUCUCAGGUUGAGUGUUCAGUGGAAAUGACACGCUGGCUGCACUGAUUAUAGUUUCCCUGUACUUCAGUGCAGACACGAAAAUGACUUUUAAAAGCAAACAAUGUACUUUACUUAGAUCAAACUCAGUGUGACCUUUACCAACAUGGGUCACAUGCAUGUGGUUUACAGACCCUUUUUCUCAUAUAAACUGAAUAGUUCAAUAGAGCACCUUCUUAGGUCACGAUUUUCCAUGUUCAAGCUUUUUUUAUUCCUGUGGGGAGGGUCUUUGAGCUUCCUUUAGUAAAGUUUCCACAUCUCCUGUCUCUUUUCAGCUUAUUGGCAUGCCCGUGUAAUCCAGUUUAGAGACUAUGCUGUCUUUAUUAUUAAAUUUCUUUCUAGCCUUACAUUGCUGUUCCAACUCUGAAAAUUAGUGAACCAAAUACAGUCCUUUUGCCCAAAGCUGUUCAUCACAAAACAUCUUGAGUUCCAUUUAAAACUCCACUACAGAGUUCAGAUCCAUCAGACUAGAUUUGGUCAAUAGAAUCUGACACAAAAAAGAGUUUGUCUGUGUCCUGCUGUGAAACUCUGUUUUUGACACUCAGUCUACCAGCUUCAUACAGACUGCAGGCUUCUGCUGUUUUUUUAGUGAUGCAUUUAGCUAACUCAGCUUUGGACUCGAAAUCACACACGUAUAGACUUGAAACAAUCAAGCUUUGAUUUCCAAACUCCACUGUGCCUUUUUGAAGCCUCUAGCUUGAAUCUAAAUUUUGUUUUCAGCAGCUUCAUCAUCCAUCUGUCAGGUCGACUGUCAUUAUCUUUAGUGUUCAGUGCUUUUUACUGCCAAAUAACCCUUAGCUUCUCACACACUAAUCAAUAACCACAGAUAUCAGGUAUGGAGCCUUAUUGGCUGUCAGCUAGAACACUAAAAACACAUAACCCCUGCUCUUAAAAUACUUUGUCUGAUGGCCAAACAAACACAGGCACAUGCGCACGCACAGUAAAACAAACAAGCUUAUCUUGAGGGAUCUUUCCACUCCCUGUAUUGAUCAUCUUGUUUUGAUGAGUGAAAGAGUUCCUCUCUGGAUUCACUGAUAAGGGUCUACUGAAUUGAUCUUUAAAGGAAAGAAAGAAAGACUCUACUUUCUAUGAGUAUUUGAGUGUUUAUCUGCUGUGUACAUAGAGAGACAAUGCUGAUGAUGAAUACAGAGAGGCAACUUCCUUUUUUAUGCUUCCCUCUUAUUUCUCUCUCUCAGGGUUUCUUUCAUGCUCGACUGCUUUCUGUCUCUUCUGUCUCACUCAAACUCAAGAUCCGUCUGUUUCUGUUACAUCUUGGUGGGAAGCUACAUCCCCUCACACCAGCUGUGGACCAUAUUAUUACUGACAUCCCUAUGUGGGGACAUAAAUACAGCCAUGCCACACAAGGGUGGGAUAUUCAAAAGAAUUUAAGGCCAGUGCAGACUGUCUGGAUCCCAUUAGAAGAGUACUUGGCUCAGUUUUAUACAUUACAGGUUGUCUUGUCGGUUGACCUUUAGACUUUAGACUCCAGAUCUCUCCAAAUCUGAUUGUUUCUUUUCUCUUUGGCGGCAUCUUUAUCUUUCCACAUCAAGUCUGCUCCUGCUUUUAUGACACAUUAAUUUAAUCCAUUGUUAUUCGUAGGGCUGUGAAGUCCUAAUUGACGGGUCGACCUAGUGGUCGAUUCAUGCUGAGUCGACCAAAAUUCUGAUUGGUCGACUCGAUUUUUUUCCUGGUCAAUUUACAUUCUAUGGUUAAUUUCCUCAGGAGGAACGUGCCAAGUGCUAAUAGAGGUGUUUUCAGAGCACCCUGUUUCAAAGCUAACAGCCUGUCUCAGACCCCCCCUUGUUUUCAUCAUUUUGGAUUCACCCAACCAGCUGGAGACCUGCUGAUGACAGGAAGAUUGAACAUCCGGUGGUUUUGAACAUAAUAUAUGUUUAAUUGCCCUCUCGUGCUGAUAUCAUGCUCAGAGCCCCCCCCCCCCCCCCCUUAAAGUACUCACAGGUAGCAAAACAAGAAUGAGUGAAACUCUGGAGAGCAAUGUAAAAGUUAAAACUUAGGAAACAUAUUUGUGAGACACACGUGUGAAGGCCACCACUGGAUGCCAUAUCUUCAUCCUUGACCACUCUGAUAUCCACACAUGUCUGCCUCGAGGGCAAAUCUCUUAUUUCCACAUUCCAUUACACUUCAGUGGAGGUGAAGCCUUUAGGCCCUGUUCAGCAUUUCACUCUUGAUAAAUGUCAGAAACACAAUAAGCAACCCCCCCUUCUUGGAGGGAUAUCUAAGCUUGUGGUUAAAAAAGCAUCUUUUUCUCUGUUACAUCAGGACGGGUUCAAUAACUUCAAGUCGUUUGUGGAGGAAGAACUACAGACAAGCAUGGUAAGUGUGUGGCGAGGAUUCAUUGAGAGAUUAAGUCCUUUUCACUUUGCAUUUGCUGUUGGUUCACCCCUGCAGGAAGUUGCAUUUCAAGCAAAGGUUUCACCAUAAACGAGCUACACUUCCACCAUCCCUGUUUAGACAUCAGUCAAACCAAGGCUCUUUGUGUCACAUGUCACGUUUUCCUGUUCAAAUUUACGUAAUAUCGUGUGCCAUGCCAAUCAACCUACCAAUCACAGACAUUUGCUGGCUUUUGAGUCCAAAUUCAUGUUCAAGUCAUUUUUUCAAGAAUAUUUAACAUGUUGGCAGAAGCUGCUGUGGGUCAAAAUACUGACCUUUGUAUGGGGCUAAACCUCCCUGCAGGAAAAGAGAGUGUUAUACAACAACAAUGUAAGAUUUAGCUGAACAAUGUUCAGGAAGUACAAGAAUAGAAAUGUCACACAUUUGAUACUUUGAGUCAUCUACAGCUUCAUUUAACAGCUGACUAUAAUGGUGAUAUUGACAAUAAUGGUCUUGAUGAUAGUAGUUGUGGUAGUAAUGAUGAUGACAGUAAUAAUCGUCAUAGUGAUAGUCACUGUAAUGGUCAUAGUGAAGAUAAUUAUAGUUGUUGUCAUUGUUAUCAUUCAUAAAACAGUAAGAUCAACACCAUUAAUUUGAUCAGGAUUAUUGCAGUGUCUAUUAGUGUUUGGUGUUUCUUUCUUUCAUUUCAUUCCUCUGCUGUGAAGCUCUUUAGAUCAACCUCAUUGUGUUUAUUGUACCAUUUAAAUAAAGUGGAUUUCAUUUCAUUGAGUUUGAGCCACAGUUUAGUUUAACAUUGUGUCUUUAUACAACCUGGAUACACAUGAGCUCUUUUCCUCUUCUCUUCAGAUGGUGGGGAUGGUGAUUGGUGCGGGCAUCGCCAUAGUCCUCAUAGCGAUCCUUAUAUUCUUCAUCUUGCGAAGAAUACAGCUUCGAAGUCAGUAUGACCUUAGAGCACAGCAUGAAAGUCUUGUAAUUACAUACAAGAUGUGUGUAUUUAUAUUUCUAUACCUAUUUCUUCACUUCUUUGUAUGUCACAGACCUAGAAGCUCAGGAGGCCCCCAAAUACCGUUUUCGCAAAAGGGACAAAGUCAUGUUCUACGGGCGAAAGAUCAUGCGCAAAGUGAGUGUGUUUGACAGAAAACAGUUAUACUUUGAGGUUACCCCUGACUCCAUUUAUCCACAAGAGCAGCAGUCUGGAGACUACUCUUUAAAAUAAUAUGUUUCUCAACAGGUCUCACAGUCUACCUCUUCCCUGGUGGGUACAUCCUCGUCCUCAAGGCCACGCUUAAAGAAGAAGCAGAAGAUGCUCAACAUUGCCAAAAAGUACAUCAAAAACCCAGUUUCAAUCUCAGUUUAAAAUCAGUCACUGGCAUGAACAGUUCACUGCCACUCUUUGCUAUUUCUUCGUCUUAUUCUCACUCUUCUCCUUUGUAGGAUCCUGCGCUUUAAGAAGGAGGUGCCCACCCUACAGGCCAAGGAGCCCCCUCCCUCGGUGCUGGAGGCUGACCUCACAGAGUUUGAUGUGGCCAAUUCCCACCUCCCAUCUGAGGUGCUCUACAUGCUGAAAAAUGUCCGGUGGGUUGGAUUUCUAUUCAAGUGGUGUUGACUGAACUUGCAAAAGGCCAACAUGUUUAAACAUGGCUAAGAUGAUGAGUGGGAUUGAUAAGUAACUCUUGCAAAAAUGCAAUGAUCACUCCCACAGACUUUACCUCCAGAUUUGUGUCUCUGCUGAGAAGGGGUUGCAAACUGCAAACAAAUAUGUCUUAAACCCUGUGUUGUCAUCCACUGCAGUGUGCUGGGUCACUUUGAGAAGCCCCUCUUCCUGGAGCUGUGUAAGCACAUGGUGUUUGUGCAGUUCCAACAAGGGGAGUACGUCUUCAGGCCAGGCCAGCCUGACAACAGCAUCUACGUGGUUCAGGAUGGAAAACUCGAACUGUGCCUUACUGGAAUGGUAUGCAAGCUCAUGUGUGCAUGCAAGCCCUUUUUUCUAUAGUAGCUGUGAAUUAUAUCCUAGAAGUAUUUUCUUUUUGCUUGAGGAUUAUGAACAAAGUAUUUUGCAGUAAAAGCUCAACUCACAAGGGUAAGCAAGCUUAAAGGGGCUUAACUAUGGCUUUGACAGUGUUUGUGUUAAUCAACAGUUGACUUCGAUAAUCCCUGUGGGGAACUAACAGGAUAUUAUUGCAACAAAUAAGAGCAAAAAGGUAUUUUACAGUAUAAAGUAGAGGUGGGUGCAAUUCAUCUAUGUGUCGAUGCAUUGUGAUGCUUCACGCGACGAUUCCUCAUCCAUUAAUUAACGUUGAUGCUUUACUGUAAGGCCGGAACAAAAAAACAUGUAACUGGAACCUUAACACGUGUGACGCCUGGACUGUUUAGCGAGUGGGACCACAGCAAACAGAGCAUGUUAGUUUCUUUGCAAAAUGGUAACAGCUUUAGCAGCCUCCAAAGAGCGGCCGAUUCUCUCGCUACCAGGGUUGACUGCAACCGUCUGGAAGUACUUUCAAGUUUAUGGGAAAGCAAAAAAGACAACUGACUAGACCUAUGCAAUUUGCAAGAUUUGCAAAGCAAAAGUAAAGUACCUCAGCAUUAACACCACAAACAUGAGGCAGCGCCUUGUACGCUUUCAUCCCGAAACAGAGAAGGUUCCUCCCGCUACACAGAGGACCAUCCUGGAGACUGUCUCCAAACUUUCCAGUUUUAAGUUAAGUAGGUCCAAGUGCAAAUGUUUACAUAACAGUCAAACAGUAAUGAAAAAAAAUAUUUUGUCUCUUUGAAAAAUGCAAGUCAAAUGUUCAAAAAACCUUGUUAUUUUUGUACUUAUUGAGUGUAGUUUUAGAGUAACUGAGUUCAUUGAUAGGCUAUUUAUUUACAAAUGUAGCCACAGAUGAGGAUAAAAUCAAUCUUGUAUGGAAAAAAGCAUCAAAAAUGGCAAUAAACGAAGAAUUGUGGCACCAAUAAUCAAAUCGAAUCGACAAUCAUUGUAAUUGAAGAAUUGAAGCUCCCAUAAUCGAUUUGAAUCAUGAGGUACCCUUGUUGGAACAACCCCAAUAUGAAGAGGGAUGGAAAUAUCAAUUAAGGGCUUACUAUCCUGUAUAUCUUUAUCCUAUCUACCUAGGUUACUUGUUUAUUUACCUCAACAACUAUCUUUUUACACAUUCCAGGAUGGCAAAGAGAGUGUGGUGAAGGAGGUUUACCCAGGCGACAGUGUCCACAGCCUCCUCAGCAUCCUGGAUGUCAUCACAGUAAGGCACACCCACACAAGGGGUACACACCACACAUGGUCCCUACACACACACACAAUCCCAUGACUCAUCUUGAACAACAUACUUCCUGACUAUCAGUGUCUGGUUUGACUGCACCCACCUUCUCUCUCUUCACGUCAUUGGCCACCUGACUCAUCGACUUAUCCCAUGACUCGUUAGACCCUCUUACACGGCAUGUUCAUGAUGGCACUGUUACACCUAUAUCAAGUUCAAAACAACAAUUUAAAAGUUUUCCAUUGAGUGGACAAAUCAUGAUUAUUGUUGUCCACUAGAAUUAUCUUCUCACUCAAUAUAUAUGAAACCGUGCCUCCUUAAAUAUUCUUUGGGAUCUUUCCGUAUAGGGACACCAGAAGCCUUACAGAACAGUGUUGGCUCGGGCUGCAGAGGUGUCCACUGUUCUGCGUUUGCCCGUAGAAGCCUUCCUCUCGAUAUUUGAGAAGUACCCAGAGAGCCUGGUGCGAGUAGUGCAGGUAAACUGUGUGUUUAAUUCUGUGGAUUUACUUUAUACUAUAUGAAUAUUUUUGCAUUUUUUGGCAAUACUCAUGGUUAUAAAAAGAAUGCAUGCAGUCACAUAGCUGAUAUGGUUUUGAGGAAGUCGUCUGUCACUUUGUAUUUCUGUGGUCAGUAAAAUGACUCAUCCUGUUGUAUCCUGGUCAGAUUAUUAUGGUUCGUCUCCAAAGAGUAACAGUCCUGGCUCUGCACAAUUAUCUAGGGCUCACCAAUGAGCUCUUCAGCCAUGUGAGUAUGUCAUACACGCACCCACGCAUGCACGCACGCACACACACUAGAGCUGCACGAUUUAUAAAAUCUGAUAAUUUGAUUAUGACUAUGUUAAAAAAUUUAAUAUUGUCAAAAUAGAUUUUCCUCUUUAUCAUGUCUUGCGCCUCCAGGCCACCGCAGGCUCCCCCUUCCUGCAGGAGUGCUCCCAAGUUCUCAGACACACCAGUGUAUACAAACAUGGCAUUUGCAAAAGAACGUGAUAAUUUCAUGGCUAAAUAGGACAAGAGAGAGUCAGUUGUAUGGAAAUUGUACGGCUUCACAGUUUUGGAUGAAGAGCAAAACCACUUCCCUAUGAAGUCUGUCUGAAGGCGGUAUCAGCUCGUCCACAUGUAAACGAAUUCAGGAGUAAACGCAAACGGUGUUUGUCAUACUGGCAUUUCAUCCACUCAAAAACAGUGUUUCGGGUGACUGUUGAAGGUACUUUUUUAAAACCGGUCGUAGAGUACAUAAAUCUGUAACUACCAUUUCAUAUUCUUAUGGAUGCCUAUCUGCAUCUUUUAAAACGAGUAUGUCACAGCGUAACUCUUUAAUGGUAAAACAAGCUUGCUCUAUACAUUUCUUCUGUCUUUUGUGCAUUUCCUCGGCAGCCUUACAGCACAACUUACUGUCUUGGCAUAUGUUUUUGGUAGUUUGGUCUUGAGAGAUGAUAGUAAAACUUAUUUAAGUGGAUGAAGUUGUCACUGAAUAAAAAAAUCGAAAUCUAAAAAUUGAGUCUUCAGAGAAAAAAAAAGGGGAUUUCAUUUUUGGCUGAAAUCGUGCAGCCCUAAAACACACCCAGCACACCAGACAGCCCCAUGCAAACAUCUGUUGGUAAUGGGGUUUGGCAUUUUUCAGGAAUUGUGCAUUAUUAUCUCUCUACACACACACUUUGUAUUAUGUUUCAGUCAUGUAAUCAUGAUAUUGUGUGAUAUUCGUAUUCUUUAGCAUUACAAAAGACAGAAUAUGGUUGAACUGUACCGCAUGAAAGUAGGAAAAGUCCACUGAUAGCUGAAGAAAAAUGUUUGAUUUUUUGAUUAUACAACUAAGAGUUUUGACACAUGCUUCAUUUCGAAAAUCACCCUCACCCCUGGUCUUUUUAUGUCAGAGCUAUCCCCAAACUCUCCUCAAAUACCAUGACUUUGCAUAGUCAUUGUGUCACUUUUUCCAAUUGCUUAUACACGCGCACACACACACACACACACACACACACACACACACACACACACACACACACACACACACACACACACACACACACACAUACAACAUAUAUACAAAUGAGCUCUAACCACUCAUAUUUGAUAUCCAAAAAGGAAAUGCAGCCCUCACGUCUGCCACCUCCUUCUCCCCACCCGACACGCACCAGUCCAAUCCGCCAUGGCAAACGCUUUGGCAGCCUGACAGUGCCUGAGGAGCAUCGAGAAGCUGCCAUUAAGGGAGAAGCUGCAGGUAGGAAGGAAAACACUGUAGAGACAAUGACAACAGGAUGAUUUACUUGGGAGUUUCAGUGAACAACUUUAUGAGCACAGUCAAAGGCAGUCUGAAAGAGCAAGAAAAUGGAACCUCACCUCAAUGUUUUGAAUCGAGUACACCUGAUAGAGAAUCAUCAUGAAACCUCAGUUUUCUUCAGUGUCUGUUUUUCUAUUAUCUGCAUGCUGGAGGCUGAAUCUCUUGUUUAUUUAUUUAUUUAUUUUUUGUACGUGUGUGUGUGUGUGCGUGCGUGCGUGUGCAUGUGUGUGUAUGUACAGGAGGGGAACAAGGCAAGGAUGGAGCAACAAUGCCAACUCUGAGCAGAACCAUCUCCAUGCCUGUUGACAUUGCCGGUAAGAAGCUUUUUUUCUGUUAUGAGAAAUCAUGAUCUAUCUAUCUAUCUAUCAAGUUGCAAACUUUCCAACUCAGUGAUCACAUUCUGGUUCAUACUGUCAACAUUUUGUCUCUGCAGGUAUACAGAAAAGUCUGAGAUCAGACUUUGACAUGGCAUAUGAGAGGGGGCGGAUCUCUGUCUCAGCAGAGGAUGGCAACACUCCACCUACUUUUACCCGGGUCAGUUUUGAGUCUUGAGACGCAAAUUGUUGAAGGUUUACUUUGUUGAUCUCGUCAUAUUGGUUUUGCACCAGCAGCUUUAGAGGCGUUAUGAUCAGAUACAAAGUUUCCACAGAGCAUGAGUGACAACAGAGUGAUCCAGUUGUAGUUUCUCUGACAAAUAUACAGAUAAGAGAGCCUGAAAAGAUUGAAAAUAUUAGAUCAAAUACACUUUCAGAUUGAGAUUAAUAAAAAAUGACCUUUUAUGAAUAUUUUCUCAGUCUACAUCCCAGGACCAGCGGGAGAGGAAGGUUACAGUGGAUGAGGUUCCCUCUGGGAUCUAUCUGUAUCCUGAGGAGGAGGUGGUGGUGGACAAUAUUUUUGCACCUACACCCAGUCGCUGCAGUACAACUCUGUUUGAGGAAGGACAGAAAGAAGUCCUGAAACUUAUGAAAAUUGAGGUUUGUGUAACUGUUUUUAAUUAUAAUGAAUGUGUCUUUGUGUUUGAAUGCAGUGAGACACCACAUGGCACCUAAGAUAACAUAAAUCAUUACUUUUUUGUUCAAUACACAUUUUUUACAUGCAUAUUUACACCAAUUAUAUUAUCAUUUCAGGGUAAAUGAAAGCAAAUCAGCAACGACAUUAUUCAGUCUGAGUUAAACUCCAGCAUCAAAUCGAAUUUCCCAGUGUCUUUAUGUAAAUUAGUAUCAGUCACAUCUGUGUACAAAGAGCAAAAUACAUUAAUUACGCUAGCUGCAAAAUCCAGAGCAAAAAACAUCAUCAAAGACAGAGCGACCAUCUCAGACUGGAUUUUAUGGUUCGCAAAACAUGAAAGCUUAUGGUACAAAUCACCAAUAUUGUUCGCUCUUACUGGACUUAGUCUAUUUCCAUUUGAUCAAAUGAUUCUUGUCUUUAGCCGCAGCACUCACGCUGUUGCAUGUACACCAGAGCUUAAACCCAGAGUUAGUGUAUCUCUCUUCCAACCAGGUUUCAAGACAAAUGAAGAAACUGUAGCAGGCUCAUUUUAUUGUUCUAUUUUUUGCAUGACUAAGCACAUUGUCACAAAUCACCCUGGUGCAUCUGCUGAGAGAUUAUGAUGUAAAAGAAGGUCAGCCAGUUGAAAACUGGAUAUAACUUGUUUAGGGGGGUGAGGGGGGCUACAAUGGCUAGUUUUUGAAAAGAGCUAUUCUUUGGUCAUUUGUAAGAAAGAGGGCAUGACAGCGUAUAAAAUCCUUUGGAAACACAUGAUUAGUAAUUGCUAGUCACUGUAUUGGUGUCCAGAGUUAGGACUACAUGAGACACUUGCUGUUAUUUUCAUGCAGCCUGAAAUCUCUCUUUGAGUCACACACUACAGUUUGAAGUUGUAAAUGCAAGUUUGAUGAAAUCUGUGGUAAACCCUCUCUGUCCGUGUUUGUGCAAGUACUGCUACAUCCUGUACUGCUACAUCCACCAUGUUAAAACCUAAUGCUGGUGUAACCGGAUCUAUGUGCGGUGAAUGAAAUAGAUGUUGCAGCUUUUAGCUGCAGCUCAAUGUUUUAUACAAAAACAAACCUAUGAAGUCAUUUCAUUUGCUUGUGUCUUCAUAUUGACUUGAUCUUUUUUCUCUGCUUCUCUUAUCCCUCUGUAUGUUUUCUGUCUGAAAUCCAGGACUCAUCCUUGUUAAAUGGGAGAGUGACUCGGCAUCAUGCAAAAGCUGGGGCUGUCUUAGCCAGACAGGGAGACCAGGUAUAUACAAGGCGUCUUAAACUCUGAUUGGACUUCUAAGUUCCCUUUAAACUUUCAGCCUGGCAGGUUUAUGUUUUGUAUAAAUACAGUUGAAUUAUUUGAAUCCAUAAAAAUGAAUUUUACACUCCUGCGUUACCAAAAAGGACAUACAUUUACUGAACUGCAGGUGCUGGAGAAAGAUGUUGUAACUUUAUUUUGACCAGCUAAAGCUGCUGUGACACAUUUUGGUUUGUGUUUGUGAAAAUCAACUUUCUUCAUGGUUUUGAAUUUCCAUUUAUUUCCAUUCCAUAUUUAUGUAGAAUAGAUAUGAAUGGCAGCAGGUAUUUUAAAACAAGAUGCCUUUUCUAAUAUGAUUGUCACCACACUAAAAAUCAACAUAACAUUCCGGGGGGGGGGUUGUCUUUUCUUUCUUUUUUGACACGAUCCGGUUUGACUGACCUCAAACUUACUACUGACUUAAAGUGUGUAAAUAACUUUGGUGCUUCAUUUUAAAGUGAAUAUGAAUUUUGUAGUUUCACAUUUGAAACAUUUCACAAACCUUUAGACAAUUCACUAAAUUUCAUGCAAAUCUAGUAAACUCUCUCUUCUGCCUUUUUUUGUUUUGUUUUGUUUUUGUUUUGAUUGUCUUCCUCUUUUCACUCUUGUAGGACGUGAGUCUGCACUUUGUCCUGUCUGGUUGUCUGCACGUCUACCAGCGCAUGAUAAACAAACAGGAAGACGUCUGCUUGUUUGUGACUCACCCAGGAGAGAUGGUGGGCCAGCUCGCUGUGCUCACAGGAGAGCCUCUCAUCUUCACCAUCAAGGCCAUCAGGGACUGUACUUACCUCAAGAUUUCAAAGUCCGAUUUUUACGAGUGAGUCUUUUACUUGCAGUGUGGAAAACAAGAGUGUUUGUUUUAUGGACCACUUUCAGCAGGCACACAGCUCAGUCUGACCAUGCGUCAUUAAUUUUAGUCCUUGAUGUGUGCUGCCCUCUGCAGGAUCAUGAGGGAGCAGCCCAGUGUAGUGCUGAGUGCGGCUCACACAGUGGCCAUUCGUAUGUCCCCCUUUGUGAGGCAGAUGGACUUUGCCAUUGACUGGAUGGCUGUGGAGGCUGGCAGAGCCCUCUACAGGUAUUUCACCUCUGCCUUCUUUUGGAUCCUUUUUCUUCUCAUUUUUCCGAUGGUACCUCUGUUGAGAAAUCUAUAUUUGGUUAUUAUGUCUUAAUGUGACAUCUUUUUGUUCUGCUAGUAUACUCAUUUUCUUUCUCCAUUUCUGUAGACAAGAUGACCAGUCAGACUGUACCUACAUUGUUCUGAACGGACGUCUGCGCUCAGUCAUCCGCAAGGCAAACGGCAAGAAAGAACUGGUGGGGGAAUAUGGUAGAGGAGACCUGAUUGGAGUGGUAAGUACAUGACUCUAUCCGUCAUCAGCAGAAGCUAACUUUUCUCUCAUGCAUCUGAACUGUCCAAACAUUAAGAUGAGAGAGGUUACAUAAAGAGUCUAUGUUGUCUUAUAGAUGGGUGUCUUGUGUACAAACAAUACUAGGUGCGUGCGCAACCAGUGGGCAAAAGCCUGCUUCGGAGUGAACUGAUUUUAAUGAAGAUGCCGUAUUGUUUGCAAGUUCUUCCUGACACAAUUGCAAUAAAAUGUCAUUUCAUUAAAAAUUGCUUUGUCUUUCAUUGCGUCACAAAUCAGAAAAACACUUGCUGAAAUAUCCAUGAAUUUAACUCAUCUUACCGGGUUGUGACAUUGUUUUGAAUGUUUCUAAUAUCAGCAGCGGGGUCUCGUAAUGUUAGUGAAUGCUAACAAAACCAAAGUAAAAAUGUUUAGGGCAAGGCUACUUUUGGACCUGCCAAGAUUUAUAAAAAAAACCCAAUGUCACUGUAAGUAUAAGUCUGACAGCUCGUUAGCUCGGUCUUUACAGAGAUGGCUCAGACCAAUUAUAUCAACAGCCUCAGCAGCUCAGACUGCACCGAUUACCUGAACAAACUUGUCCUCGGCGGUGGUGAGAAGUUACCAGACCCAUAUAAUAUUCUAAGUGAGGAAUGGAUUGCAGAUAUGUCCAAAUGGCCAGCUGUGAUAUGGCCUGACAUAUAAAAUUAUCUAAUUGAGUGUGUACACAAAGGACAGGUAGCGUGCAUACAAAUCUUUGGAUGCGUUUAAUUAUGUACUUUGUGCCCAUGUCCAAAAUUUAAAAUGUUAUGACACGAGGUCAGGGUUUUGUGCUUUGAGAGCAGGUGUCCUGCCCAGCCAGAGACAGGGGGUAAAGGCAAAACCUUAUGAUGUCUGCACCUUCAGGACCCCAAUCCACUCUUUUAAUGGCCUGGAGCCACAAUCUUCUUCUCCUCUUGGCAAAAAAAUGAGAUCCCCUCGGGAUGUUAAACAGUUUCCAUCCAUCCUUUUGCCGGUUCGUGCAGUUUACAUUACAACAAGUCCUUGUCAUUUUAUUUUUCAAUUUACUCGGCUAGUAAACAAAAAAGAAAUGUCCUGCUUUCUGCCCCCUGGCUGCGUGCGCAUACCUGUGAUAAUGUUGCUCGGAAACCUGUUUAUACAUCUUGAAAGUCACCUUUGUAUUGUUGUUUUUAUGCUGAUUAUGUUUUGACAGUUGUGAUACAUCUUGUUGUUCUGUCUGUUUCUUCAGGUGGAGGCCUUGACCAGGCAGCCCAGAGCAACCACUGUUCACGCUGUGAGAGACACAGAGCUGGUCAAACUGCCUGAGGGAACACUCAACAACAUCAAAAGACGAUAUCCUCAGGUUGGUGACUGGAUCUGCUUUAGAUUGUACUUGUAUAUAAAGCUGAAAAUGGUGCUGAUGCUCCAUGUCUGUUUAGGUGGUGACAAGGUUGAUCCACUUGUUAGGCCAGAAGAUUCUGGGGAACCUGCAGCAAGGCCGUGGGCCAUUCUCAGGUAAAAAAGUUGUAAGAAAGGUAUCAUUUACACAUAAGUAGAUAAAGCGCCUUUAGUCCACUCUGAUGCAGUUCACCUAGAAAUGAGUUUAUUCACACUCAGGAAAUCUGUCUUCAGGUUCAACUUUGAGUCUGCCCAGUAUGACAACCAGUGCUGAUGUCACCAACCCUGCCAGCAACCUCUCCACUGUGGCUGUCCUGCCUGUUUGUGAUGAGGUGCCAAUUAAUGCUUUCAACUUGGAGCUCAGCCAUGCUCUCAAUGCCAUCGGUAGGCUGAAAUUGUUUGGGACUAUAAAUUCUCUGUUGCAGUCCUAAGUUAAAGAAGUCCUUGUCUAAUGGUACUCACAAAAAUGUAGAAACACAUCUGGAAGUUUGACAUUCUUCCGAUGUUUGAUGCUUGCAGGUCCUACUCAACUGUUAACCAGUGACAUAAUCAGAGAGCGACUGGGUGCUUCUGUUUUGGACAGGUCAGUUUUAUAAUCAGAAAAAAGAUGUCUUUGUCUUGAUACUUUUCUGAACCUUUUUCUUUCAGUUAAAUUUUAUUCUUGCUGAUCGUAAUCAUUUGGACUACUAACCAAAGUAGAUAUUAUGGUCUUUUUUUCUAUCACUUCCCAGUCAUCCUCUUCACUCUUUGCACAGUUUGGGGGAUUAAAAUGCUACUGCUCUUCUUUUGUUUCCUUCAGUAUCCAUGAGUACCGCCUCUCCGGCUGGCUGGCCCAGCAGGAGGAUAUUAAUCGGAUUGUCCUGUACCAGACAGACAGCAGCAUGACCCCAUGGACUCAGCGCUGCAUCCGUCAGGCUGACUGCAUCCUCAUUGUCGGCCUGGGUGACCAGGAGCCUACCCUGGGAGAGGUUUGUGUCUUUGGCUUCAAGCAGCAAAAAGAUCUCUUCGAUAAAUAUAAGUACGCUAACUCUCUUGGUCCCCUUUCUCUUGUUUUGGUCCUUCUCCCUGUCCUCCAGUUGGAGCAGAUGCUGGAGAACACAGCAGUUCGGGCUUUGAAGCAGUUGGUCCUACUGCACAGAGAGGACGGGCCGGGUCCCUCCAGGACAGUCGAGUGGCUCAAUAUGCGUAGCUGGUGCUCUGGGCAUCUACAUCUGAAGUGUCCUCGACGGGUCUUCUCCAGACGCAGCCCCAGCAAACUAGUAUGAUUCUACGUCAAUGAUAUUUGCAGCAGUUUUAAAUGAAAAUUUUCCUCUCCAGUAUGUGUCAUAUGUCCUGCAUUUUGGUGUUUGAUGUACUAAAUGACCCCAAGUUGACUAUAUAACCAUGAAAUUAUGCUAAAUAAACAACUCUCCACGAUGUAAAAGAGCAAAAAGAAGGUUUAACCAUCCAUCAUGUUGAUUUUCUCUGUGCAGAGGGAGGUAUAUGAGAAGGUGUUUGAGAAAACAGCGGACAGACACAGUGAUUUCUCUCGGCUGGCCCGAGUCCUGACAGGAAACAGCAUCGCUCUGGUGCUGGGUGGAGGGGGAGCCAGGUAAGCAGGGCUAAACUACAAUAUGUGCAGCAAUAUGGAGAGCAGUUUGCCCUUAGAAACACUAGUGGCCUGUAAUGAUAACAAUUUAACUGAACCAUUAUAUACACGUAUGUUCUCAUGUAACAUCAAUGAAGCUACCCUUAAUUAAAGCUACAGUGCGUGACUUUUGUCCCCCCCCUAGAGGAUUUCUGUGUUAUUACAAUAAUACAGCUGGCACCUCAGUACGACAUAUGCACAUCACACACAGUAACAUUCACCAGAUACAGCAUACUGCUUGUCACUUUACACGGAGUAACACUCAUGACACACUGCAAACUCCUCGCCAGGGUACACGAACUGUAACUGUUCCCACAACAUGUAGGCUACUAAAGUUACUCGUCACAGCACACAGACACCCAGCAGUAAGUUAGACACAGCAACACAGGCUACACACCUUGUAACUUGCUGCUCGUUAGGCUAACCUUACACAAUGUGAUGAACAUCAGGGUACUAACAAUACAUUACAUUCAUAGCACCAUUUCCAAGAAAAUAAUAAAGUUCUUGGUCUAGUACAUGUAACAGCAACACAUCUUUCUCGUAAUGAACAGUCACCUACUUAUCCAGCAUUAUCAAGGCAACAUCUGUGUCAGACCUCAGUCCAAUCUCCUCCUUCAGGGCUCGCCAUUGAACAAAAGCGACCCUGAAGCAAAUCCAUGUUAGUCUUCUCCGUUUGUCACUCUCUUUCUUUGCCAACAGACCUUCUCCCGAAUGGGAAGGCUUUUUCUUUUUAGUAGGAUCCACUUCUGAACCUCUUGGUUGCUUCCUCAUGUUCUCUGCCAUGUUGCUCCUAGCAGCGCUCUCCUCCCCCUUCCCUUUUCGUUGUUAGGUAAAACCAAGUAGAACGCAUCAUUUCCUGUGAGCCAGCGCGGGAAUGUCGCCACCGACACCAAAUACAAAAAGAACAAAUACUGUAAAAUACCAUGAGUGGUUAGAGGAGCUGAACAGCUUAAUCAGCAUUGUAUCAUCUCCUCUUGUUGUGGCUUAGGCGAAAUGGAUAUUUACAGAAGUCAGUCCUGUUAAAAAACCCUGUGCUUUUACCUUACAAUAAGUAAAGUCAUAUAUUGUACCAGACUGUUGGUUUUCCUCUCUGCAGAGGCUGCUCUCAUGUGGGUGUGAUCAAAGCUAUGGAGGAAGCUGGAAUUCCUAUUGACAUAGUGGGUGGGACCUCAAUCGGCUCAUUCAUUGGAGCUUUAUACGCUGAGGAGAGAAGUGCUGUCAGAACCAAACAGAGAGCCAGAGAGUGGUCGAAGGUACCGUGCACUGUAGCUUUGGCCACUGUUUAGACAAUUCUGUCUUGCUUUCCCGAAAGACUGAAAUCUACUUUAUCUGUAUUUUUGGUUCUUUGACAGGCGAUGAACUCGGUAUUUAAAACAGUCCUGGACCUGACCUAUCCUAUCACCUCCAUGUUCUCUGGCUCUGCCUUCAACACCAGCAUCUAUAAAGUGUUCCAGGACAAGCAAGCUGAGGUGAGGGAUUGCAGAAGUGAAAAGAUGUAUUUAGGAUGCAGUGGUCCGGUUGUGUUGUUGAAUUUGUCACCACAGAAGGUAAAACAUUGAAAUACACGUGUGUCCACAGGACCUGUGGCUGCCAUACUUCAAUGUCACCACUGACAUCACAGCCUCGGCCAUGCGGGUUCACCAGGAUGGUAAGUGACAGCCUGGCUGACUACAGCAGCAGCCUCCUCUCUUCUUUGUUAUCUCUGAUGUGAUUCUCCAAAUGUUUCCAUUUUCUACGUUUAGACCAGCUCUGAGCAGUAUACCUUACUUUUUAUGUCACCUUAUUUUUAGAUGAGCACAUGUAAAUAUACAUACAUACACACUAAGUGAACAUUAACAAUAAAUUGCAUGAAUAAUCAAGCCUUCUCAGCAAUUCUUAUGUAAUUCAAUCAAUAAUUCUGCCCUUAAUGACAAAAACUAACGUGUGAAGUUUGCAUUGUAAACAACUCCUAUUUCGAUUAUAAGAAGGGUGAGUUAUUCUUGCAUUAAGACAAAACAGCUAUUAAAAUCCAAGUCAAAGCACAUAUAUAGCCACAUUGUUUUAUCCGUCAAAUUUAUUAGUCAAUCUUGAUGUGUAGCUCUACUUUACCCUUCAAUCAACAAGCCCAUAUGGCUGCAUCAAGACUUGAUGACAACUUGGUGCAAUAGGCUCAUCUAAGUGGCUUAUAGAUCAUUUGAAAUGGCAGAGCUGCAUGCCCUCGUAUUUUCAUAGCAGGUUAACUCCAAACUAAGGGGAAGCUAGUCUGAGCUUAAACUCUUUUUUGAGAUAAUACCCAUACAGUUAGAUGUUUUCAUUUCCUCGUGGAAACAAGCAUUUAAUCUCUGCAGGCUGUUCAGUUUCCAUUAGUUUGGAGUUUUCUAGGUCUAUAGAUUUAGAUAUUACUAUGUUUUUUCUGAAGAAAACUGCAUGUGAACGAGUACAUGCUUGUUAAUGUGCUUGUUAAUAGAUCAUGCAGGUAAAUGUGUUCUGUUUGACUUGUAGAAGUGCACCACUAUUAGUAGUAUUAGUAGCAGUAGAUUUAGCCUAAAAGGCCCCCCCCCCCCCCCCCACUGACCCUGCAUAUCCAGCAAAACCAUUGCCAAAGCCCUGUGGCUUUUCACCAUGAUCACUAAAGAGCAGCGUUUGAACGUCACAAUACUUUGCAUCAAAUUAAGAGUUGAAUCGUGAUAUGAUUGACCAUGAUUGCUGGAUCAGAGGGGUUUGCAGGCUGGGUUCUUACAGAGAGAACAUGAAUGCUAAUGUUUGCAUCGUGGCAUGUGUAUGAACUAACUGCUGGAGCAAAGCCCUUGCUCUGUCUCAUUGUUCCCAUCAUCCCUGCCUCUGCUCCUCUCCUGUACUGUCUCCCUCACUUAUUUCUCUUUUUUCUGGGUGUCUGCCUACCUUUCCUGUCUUACUCCCUUUUCUGAAAAUGUUCAGUCUAUUUCUAUCUUUCUUAUUCGGACUCUGCUAAACUCUUCCUUCUUGACAGUCUGCUCACUUUCAUAUGCUGAACUGAUUAAGCUUUUUCAUUAUCGUCUUGUUCAUCACAUAAAGUAUGUGCCUUAAAGUUCCACAUCAUACCCCAUAGGUUAGGUCUACCCAUUUACGCAUCUCCAGUUUACGUCUCAGACUAAAGAGCUGUAGUGGCUGACUCCAAAAUGUGUAUUCCCCCCAUGUCCAUGCCAUCAUGUAGGAUCCAGAACACACCACCCUGCUAUUCUCCUCCAUCCUUCUUCAUAACAUCCCAUGUGCUUUUCCCGUCCUCCAUCAUCCAUUCUGUGCUUCCUGUAGUUAUUUUUAUGGUGGGCUUUUGUCAAACAUUGCUUAGGUGCUGCUGUUAAGAAUCUAUCUUCUUCGUUGGUGCAGAAAGCAGUCAUCCUCUUUGGGUUGAGGUUCAACAGUGUCAUAAGUGAAUCUUGUCUAGUUCACCUUGUAGUUUUCCCCUCUUUCUUGUCUAUUCCUCUGAACCUCUCCACCCCCCCUCCCCUUCUGACUCUCCUUUUUGCCUCUUUUACCAUCUUUAUAGUCCUCUACUUCCUUCUCGCUCCCUCUUACUGUUUCUUCCUCUUUCUGCUUGUCUUCCUCACACCUCGCUUCUCCAACCAGGCAUCUAACACAGCUAAUGCAUCUGCUGUAAUAUGGUAACAUGCUAAAUGAACACACAUUCAUUAAAUGUGCAUAACAAUUUUCAAACUUAUUUCAUAUGUCUUAUGUUAGUCCUCUGACACAAACAUGUUAUCUACUCUCGACUGCUAGAGCAUAGUUUUUCCAGAAAUUUCAAAUCAAAUCAAAUUUAUUUAUAUAGCACUUUUCAGGCAAAAAGAAAUGCAGCACAAAGUGCUUUACAAUUUAAAACAAUGAGCCCCCAUAUCCAGCCCGCCACCCCACCCCACCACACACACACACACACACACACACACACACACACACACACACACACACACACACACACACACACACACAGAUAAUGCAAUCUUAAAAGCGUGUGGCUGAGUACAGAGGGCCAGUAAGGGGCCUACAGCAGCAAGCACUGCUGCAGACCACCCCCUGGCCGAGCUGAGUGCACACCAUGAGGCAGAGAAACCCUAGACAGAACCAGUCACAGCCUCCAGUGCAAGUGGCCCCCCUACUGAGGAAACACUGAAGAAAUGCAAUAAAAACAUAAACUAAAUCAGCUAAAAACAUCAAACUAGAUAAAAUUAUAAAAUACUGAUAAAUAGCUAAAAUACCAUUUAAAAAUAAGUGAAUAAAUAGAAUAAACAGAACAUGUAAAAUGAGGACUAAAAUAUAUAAAUGAAAUAAAAUAAGAUAAAAAUAGGAUAAAAAUAUAGAUUAAAAAUAAGACAUUAGUUAAAAGCCAAAUUAAAUAGGUGGGUCUUGAGCCUGCUUUUAAAAGUAUGAACAUUCCCUGCAGCCCUCAGGUCUUCCAGCAGGCUAUUCCAAAGACGGGGGUCAUAGUGCUGGAAAGAUGCCUCACCGUAAGUUUGUGUUCUCACUUUGGGGACUAUUAAAAGGCCAGUGCCAGAGGAUCUCAGGGUCCGCGAGGGUUCAUAUUGUAAAAGCAAUUCUGAAAGAUAAGAGUGUCCAAGACCCCUAAGACAUUUAAAAACCAUUAAAAGGACCUUAAAAUCAAUCCUAAAGCACACAGGGAGCCAAUGCAGUGAUUUUAAAACUGGUGUAGUGUGUGCCCGCCUUCUGGUCUUUGUCAGCACACGUGCUGCUGAGUUUUGCAACAGUUGUAAACUCGCAAUGUUUCUUUUUGGAAGACCAGAAAGCAGGGCGUUACAAUAGUCAAGACGACUGGAGAAAAAAGCAUGCAUUAGCGUCUCUGUGUUAGCCAGGGAGAGAAAGUGGCGGACUCUGGCUAUAUUCUUUAAAUGAUAAAACCCUGUUUUUGUUAUAUUUUUAAUAUGUGGGAUAAAAGUCAGCUCAGAGUCAAAGAUGACGCCCAGAUUCUUUACCUGAUUUGAUAGAAAUAAGGACAGGGUUUUCAGUUUUGUUAAAAGUUUCUCUCCCUGAGCUCUAGGAUCGAUAAUUAAAACCUCAGUUUCGUCCUGGUUGAGCUGUAGGAAGUUUUCUGCCAUCCAGGAUUUAAUAUCUAGGAUACAGCUAAAAAGGGCAUCAAUUGACCCUGUGUCACCAGGAGACGUGGAUAUGUAGAGCUGUGUGUCAUCAGCAUAGCUGUGAAAAGUGAUACUAUGUCUCCUGAUGAUGUCUCCCAGAGGGAGCAUAUAAAUUAAAAAGUAUGGGGCCUAAAAUUGAGCCUUGAGGCACACCACAUUUAAUGCUAUGAAUCUUUGAAGAGCAUGUGUCCAAACUUACAAGAAACUUUCGAUCUGUGAGACAGGAGUUAAACCAUUGAAAGGCAGUACCAGAGAGGCCUACAAGGUGCCUUAGUCUAUUUAAAAGAAUUAUGUGAUCUACUGUAUCAAAAGCAGCGCUUACAUCCAGUAACACAAGGACUGUAAGCUUGUGUGAGUCCAAGUUGCACCUAAGAUCAUUAACAAUUUUCAGGAGUGCAGUCUCUGUACUGUAGUUUGUCCUAAAUCCAGAUUGAAAUUUCUCAAGGAUGGAACGGUUAUUUAAAAAAAUCAAUCAACUGAAUAAAAACAAGUUUUUGCUUAAAAAUGGUAAGUUGGACAGUGGUCUGUAGUCAUUAAAUUGUAGUUAAAUUGAAUGACGUUAUUAUUUUGGUGUCUUGUGAUCUUUUUAGACAUGUCUACUACCUUGAUUGGUGUUUAAAUAGAUUGAUGGUAAUGGCCAAAAAGCUAUUUAGGCGUGUACUGCAGUUUUUUAGAGGGGUGACCAAGUGCAGUCCCCUUGGGAUCUAAUUUGCCACCCCUGGUGCCACUUGCUUCUCUAGUUAUACCAACUCCAGUGACGACCGCAUGAUAGCAAUACACAGCAGUCUAUGUCUCCAUGCGCAAACCUCAAUCAAAAAGCCACUCUAUAGCCACAAAUAAUGCUCACAACAGCACCUAACUUCAUCAACAGUACAUACAGCCACAGCACUAGCCAUCAAACAUCUUUUUAACUUUGCCUAAGUACUUUAGCAAAGAGACUUAACAUAACUUACCUAAACAAGCGGAUGCUGAAGAGGAGUGGGUGAGUUGUGUUUAGUCUCUUUGCUAAUGAAACCAGACAAAGCUAAAAAGAUGUUUGGUGGCUAGUACUAUGACUGGGACCCUAUAUGUACUGUUGAUGAAGUUAGAUGCUGCUCUGAGCAUUAUUUGUGGCUAUAGAGUGGCUUUUUGGUUGAGGUUUGCACGUGGAGAUGUAGACCGCUGUGUAUUGCCAUCGUGCGGUCAUUACUAAAGUUGGUAUAACUAGAGAAGCAAGCUGUCGGCAAAAUUCAUCUCUCGAGGGGGUGUCUAACUCAGUGCUAUGGUGUGUUUUACCAUAACUUAAACUUACGCCGGGAUAUCCCUUUAACCUGAUUGGCCAAAAAUUAAACCUUUGUUGGAAUCUGCUUUUUUGUGGCAGUGUUAAAACUGUCUGUAAGAUAUUUCUUUUAGUCCUUAAAUUUCCUCUUUUGAGGAUGUGAAGAUUUAAGCUUAGAAGACAUGUGUUGUCACUUUUUUGUAUUACUUUUUUAUUGUUGAAAAGUUGUACAAAGAAACACACCAACCUGCCAUAACAUUAUGAACACCUGGCAACCCAAUACAACAGCUCUCUUUCCAAGACUGCAUUUGACAUGAUACUUUACUUUUCACUACAAUGUACUGGAAUGAAUAUGUUCGGUAUGCGACACAAAAACGCAUUUAUUAUUUUCCAGUGAGGCAGAAAAUACAUUUCAGACCCUCCUCCUUUCCUCAUUGUAGCAGCCUCUGCCAUCAGUGUAUGAAUGUGGUGUUCAUAGGUGAAUGUGAAGAAUAGUAAGAAUGUGCUUUUAGUGGUCAUAAUAUCAGCAGAAGUCUGUUUACCAUUUGACCAGGUCUAUUAUCAGGUUGCCAAAGUGUUGGUAAUGUUAUGGCUGGCUGGUCGGUGAUUUCUCUUCAUAUACCUUAAUAUUGGUGGCAUAAGUGUUCAUGAAAGACAGGAAAGGUCAAUUAUUGCUAGUUAUUAGCAUGUGUGUGUUUCUGUUUUUAGUACCAUAUGCCACCCCUGUACAAAUCAGUGCCUCAGUUGGGGCGCCCCAAUAGAAACAGUCUAGAAACACACCUGGUCACAAACCAUCAACAAAGUCAAUCCUAUUGACACUGUUUCCCCUCCUCUCUGUCUCAUUCCUGAAGAAUGCUUCUCUAUGUUGCAGGCAUUUCCCUCUCUAUACUCUAUCUCUCUGUCUUCUAUCCUCUUUUUUUUUUAGCGGUCUCCUCUGUCUCUUCCCAUCCAUUCUUUCUUCACCUCUCCAUCUUUUCCAUCUGUGAUGUGGACUCUUGCCCAAACUUGAUGUGUGCCUCCUUCUCCAUCUCCAUUUCCUGACAGGUUGCGUCUGGCGCUAUGUUAGAGCCAGUGCCUCCUACACUCCCUAUUUACCUCCCCUGUGCGACCCCAAGGAUGGCCACUUGCUUGUGGAUGGUUGCUAUGUUAACAAUGUCCCAGGUCAGAUCUUAAAUGUCCGCUCACCAAAACCUUUCCCCCUCAUCUCUGAGUGAACGAUCCACUGCUCAGUGACCACCCCCACCCCCUCCCUUUGUUCUCCGCCCAAUUGUAACUAACCCCGCACUGACCAGGUGGACAUGGGGAGCCCAUGGUUUGGAAGGAAAGACCUAAACAAACGAAUGUAUUGGGAUUGAUCCCAUCAGAAAAAUGGAUCCAUCUCUCCUUCUGUCUGUUCUUACACACACCUCUGAAUAAACCCCGUGAACUUUACUCAAUUAUAUUUGAUCUAGAAGAUGCAAGGUUCAACCCACGCAUGUUUUGGCACAUAUACAGUUGGUCAUGGAGAGAUGCAUGAUGGUUUGGCUUCUUCUGGAGCCCUCUGAUUACUAAAGCCUUCCACUUUGCCUUCUAUCUGUAAAAUUCUGAAUGUGGCCUGUAAACACAAAAAUCUUCAUUUACCACAGCACUUGCUUUUUUAAUGGAGAAGUAGUUAUGACUUUCAGGUAGCUCCGAUGUCAAUCAGACUUAGUAGGUUUGGAUUUUAUUGGGUCAUGGUAGAUGUGAGCCCAGACAGCUCUGUGUGUUUGGAGGAAAGGGAAGUUGUGAAAUAGUGUUGAAUGUGCUAUAGUAAAGGGCUGCACCAUGUCAACAUCACAUCUGUCUCCUCUUGUUGUCAUGUGUCACUGCGUGUGUCAGUGGGCCUAAAUGUGUUUGUCCUUUGCUCUGAACACCAGCUUGUUUUUCUUUUGAGGAAGUCCUGGUGAAACUGCUCCUUUUUCAUUCCAAUCACCCUCACCUACAGGCACAUGUUCAGUCUCUCCCUCACAGCUGUCCCCUCUGAAUUUGCUUGCUUCGCUGUGCAUGCAAAACAUUGUCAGCCAAGUCUAUAUAUUUCUCAUGAAUAUAUACUGAUUGCAUGUAUCUCCCUCUGUUUAUACUUCUUAUGAGAUUUUAGGGAUUUGUGUUCUGGAUCCUACUUUUGCACAUUGUCGGCCCACUAUGAGCUGAAGUUAUUUCUGGUUUUUAGUUGAAAAAAAAGGUGGUGUGAAUCCUUUUUGAUUGAGCUCAGAAAAUUUCUACCUCUCAUUCACAUACUUUCACGCACAGUUGCACCCCUCGCUUUUCUCUGUGGUGCUCCUUAUCCUUCCAAUCCAUGCAGCACCCAGCCUGCCCCUGCCUCCUGCUGGUGUUGAGCAGGACUGCAAUUGGGCAGGCUGAGUGCUCUCCUGCCAUGUUCACUGUGAAGGAUCUCCAAACAUUGUUACAGGAUCUGCCACCGCUUCUCUCAGUAGUUAAUUCAAUAUUGUAGGUACAUUUCACUAGCCUUUCUGCUUCAGUUUUUUUGGAUUUGUGUCGUCCUAAACAAACAGUAUUUAACAGGAAAGAGUCAAAUUCAUGCUAUCACAAGCAAAAAGUGCAGGUUUAUGACAUAGUUUGGAGAUCCCGACAGCCUUGGUGCUCUGUGAUGGUUGCCGUUUACUGUUUUUACCUUCAGCACAAGUCACUUAUGGUCUCUGUGCAAGGUAAUGAAGUUUGCAGUGGUGCACAACAGAGUCUUAAAGUGGGCAGAACUGCAGCUCCGGCCUUUGCAGGGUUUGGCUCCUUUCCUUUGUCCAUACUCUCUCUGGUGUCUGGACCGCGGUCUGUGUCGACACUAACCUGAAACUGAAAGCAAACAAUACUGAGAUGUUAUCCCCCUUCCUCCUCCCUCCCUCCCUUCCCUCUUCCCCCCCUGGUGUGUCAGGCUCUCUGUGGCGCUAUGUGCGAGCGAGCAUGACCCUCUCAGGGUAUCUGCCGCCUCUCUGCGACCCCAAAGAUGGCAACUUACUAAUGGACGGUGGCUACAUCAACAACCUGCCAGGCAAGUAGUGGUGGUUACCCCCCCAUCCACUACCCCCCUCAACAUGCAAUCCUCAAUCCCUACCACACUGUUGACCCCAACAGAGAAGGGGGAGGUGGAGAUAGGAAUUGGGAUGAUUAAUUUGAAGGGGUUUAUUUCAUGUUGUUUUUGAGCUCGGUAAGUAUGUAGAUGUGGAGUGAUGGAAGUGAUGGGAGGGGAAACAGGCUGGAGUGUAGGAGUUAGUUUAGUUCCCCCUUCUACACACUGAGCUGGUUCAGCCAGAAUAUGUCUUGAUCAACGCUAUUUAAUAACAGAAAAGAUGAGAAUUUUGCCUUUUAUUAGCGAAAGAAAAAGAACUUUAAAAUAUUUUAUAAUACAAGAUGGGGAAGAUUCAACUCUUCAAAUUAUAGUGAGAAUGAACGAGCGUGAACAGUCAAUAAUCAAUCAACACAAAUGUCACAAUGCAGAGGGGCAAUCUGGCAUUUAUCUCUCAAACAGCCUGGUGCCAAAAACAUGGACAAUAGAAGCAGGAAAAGAGAUAAUCACUUGCAUCACUUGCAAAUUGAAAAAGAAAAAGGAUGAUUUUUUUAUUUUAGAAACAGCACUUUGAGUUUGCCUUUUUGAGUCAGAAGACACCAGUCUGUUUCGGAUAAAUGUGAUUUCCCCUAUGUUGAAUGAGCACUCUUGUGUUGGGCUGGGCAGUAACACAGUGUUACUAUUUCUUCUUCUUUUUGCAGAUCCUUAAUAUGCUCGAUCUUUGUAGUAUUUUGAUCGUCCAAAUCAAGUACUUGACAUUUUAUAAAUUUAAUACCGUUAGUUUUGGGAGAUUACAGGUCUGUACGAUGAAGCAGGUUCGAUAUAACUUGGGUGUCUUUUGUUUUUUUUCUGGCUUCACCAAUCCUGACAGAGUAAGUAGAAAGAAGCUGCUUCAAGAAGUACCGUAAGGUACUAUGUUCACAUGGACAGGGUGCCGUGUGUAACAUAUAACCAAUCUUAAACAUGAAAAUGUCUGCAGUCAGCAGAUCAUCAUAUUUUACAAACUCAGGCCAAACAAUAACAUCAGAAAAUAUAGAGUUGAACACAUAAUCGAGACUAAAAUUAACACAGCUGCAUUUGCAAAGUGAAGAUCUGGUAAUAAGGAAUGCAAACGAUAUGGUUGAAUGUAGAGCAAAAGUUAAAGUUAACUGUCUGGCAUUUUAUCUUGCUAUUUUUCAGCUUCAACUCUGAUGUUAUCAAACAAAGUGGAUGUGGAGAUAAAAACAAAUACAUUUCAAUAUAAGAUCAUGAUUCAAAAUAAUCAUUUUAUAAGUAAUAAGUGUUUUAAGGCUUUCAUGUUGGCCUGUUAUUUUCUCUGUUCAUGAUGAAUUUAGGGAGGCACAGUUCAACAUUUAGAGCUCUAUGAAAGGGUGUCUCUUCCUCCUUUCUUCCCCUAUCAGCUUUUAGAGCUCUAAGAUCAAGCUAGUUUAUUGGUUGGUGAUUUUUUUCCCAAUUUUGGAUCUUUAAUCUUGAACAUUUCCUGCUUUGGAAAAGAUUAGAUGUAAAGCUUUAGUUACCAAAGUGAUCUACCCUAAUAAGGUGAACUACUGUACCUUGAUGCUAAUGAGCACUAAUAACCCAGAAUUCACCCUGAAAGUUCGCCCACUUAUGCAAAUCCUGCUUUGAACUACAUACUUGAGUAACUCGUCACAGCGGAACACAUCUGUUCUAAAUUUCAGCAAGGUUAUUUUGGGGGUUAUGCAAAAAUUCCCCCACUUGCAGAGUCAUUGUAAAGCAUGUGUCCUUAUUGAUAUCACAGUUAUUGUUUUUACUGUAUCACCCAGCCCUGCAUUUGGUGUUCAAUAUACUAAAGCUUCUUUAUUAGGUCUUUGUUUGCUUCUGUAAAACCAGGGGUGGAGUAAUUCAAGAACUCUGCUUCUGAAAAGAGAGUGGAGCUGUUUUUCAUCUGUGAACCAUAUAAUAUCUUCUGGUCAUUGCUUAACUAUUUAAUAAAGUAUUAAUUAAUUUAAAUUAUUUUGAGGGCUUCAUUUAGACUUGAUCACUUUUAGGCUUUUGUUAUGGUGUGCAGAUGAAACCCCCUUGAGUCUGUCUAUGUGUAAAGAGUGAAUCUGUUCUAAUAAAACAGUCAUGUUUCAUGAAUUUCUGGGCUGAGUUAUCAUAAUUCGCUUCUUAGUAUUGGAGUAAUGUCACAUUAUCCUCCAAAAACUACUCAUCCUAGAUGUUUGUGAAACGUUGCUGUGUCUGAGCGCAAAACAUUGAUCGGACUACAGGGAGCCUGUAAAAAUCAACAUCUGUGUGCCUUUCGAGGGCCUUGUCCCUGAAGAGUUUGUGCUCCAUCAGCUGCCUUUAUAGUUCUUGGCUCGGCCGAUCAGUGCUUUGGGCUUGUUGGAUGUCGUCCUGUUCUGUCUUUAAAUAGACACAUGCCACAAAAAUACUCACCACCCUAACAUUUGCUUUUACAUAUCAAGUCAGUGGAAAAGUUGACGGCACUCUUUGUUCAACUAGAAGGUCUACUUUUUACAGAUUUUUAAGUCACACAGUUGCUCUCAAGUUAAUCUGACUGCUAAAAGAGUGAUGAUUUUUUGUGGCAUGAGUCUUUUUGAACAGUGUUGCUUCUGUUUUGAGGGUUUAAAGAAUCGAUCAUUUGACUGAAACAAAGUAUUAACACCUGACUUGUUGUCCCACUAUCUUUGCCGCUGGAUUCUGUUGUGCUGUGUGUGUGUGUGUGUGUGUGUGUGUGUGUGUGUGUGUGUGUGUGUGUGUGUGUGUGUGUGUGUGUGUGUGUGUGUGUUUAUGAACGCUGUUGGACACGUUACACAUCCAACAGCUGACAUUGCAAGGAACAUGGGUGCCAGAACAGUCAUCGCCAUUGACGUGGGUAGCCAAGAUGAGACAGAUCUAUGUAACUAUGGCGACUGUCUGUCUGGCUGGUGGUUGCUGUGGAAACGGAUCAAUCCCUGGGCAGAUAAAGUAAAGGUAACAGUACAGUUUGGUGACACUGGUAACUACUUGUGACUCAGCAUCUGCAGCUGUUGAAAGCUGCUGCAUACCUGCUGCUUCAAUUGUUUUGAUUUGUAGUCGGACUCCACAGAUGGGAAAGUAUGUCUCUUUCCUUUCUCUUCUGUUCUGCAGGUACCAGACAUGGCAGAGAUCCAAUCUCGGUUAGCCUACGUGUCUUGUGUUCGUCAGUUAGAGGUUGUGAAGAAGAGUGCCUACUGUGAGUACAUCAGACCACCGAUCGACCGCUUUAAGACCAUGGACUUCGGCAAGUUUGAUGAGAUCUAUGUGAGUUACUCUUUUUUUAUUGUAUUAUAUCGACUGUUCUUUGUCACUGAGGGAUAUCUUGUUUUUUUCUUUCCAAAUCUAAUAUCACAUACAAACUGUCAUGAGGACAAGCUUUUUCAACCCAGCAGUCAUAAAAGGAGUUGGUUUUAAACACAUCACUUCUCAUCCUAUAAAGAGAUCAAUGCCUAGGUGCCUUGUCUCCAUUUACCUUUGUUUCCAAGGACAUUUUCAAAAAGACAAUAGCAAUACAGGAAAAGAUAAAGACUUUUGGUUUGUAUAAAGGGGAAAUUAAAAGGAUGUGACAUGAACGGCAACAUCAGCGAAGACAUAUCUCCCUGUGGGAUGAAUAAAUCAAAUCAAAUCUUCCUGUGGAAAAACUCGACUUGUCCAGACUUCUACUUAAAGGAAUAUUUCAGUGUAAAUUUAAGUCAUGGUCAAACACACCAUAACACCGAGUUAGACCCCCCCGACUACCAACUUCAGCAAUGACUGCACGAUAGCAAUACACAGCAGUCUACGUCUCCACACACAAACCUCAACCAAAAAGCCACUGUAUAGCCACAAAUAAUGCCCAGACUGGUUGAGCUUUACGCAGUCGUUGCUGAAGUUGGUAGAGAAGCAAGCAUUCAUUCAUCUCUUGAGGGGGUGUCUAACCCAGUGUUACGGCGUGUUUGACCAUAACUUAAAUUUACACUGGAAUAUCCCUUUAGCUAAGAUAUAUUGUUUUUUGAAAGCAAAAGUUUGGAAGCAAGGCCAUUACAGGCCGGACAGUUGGGAGUAACUUCAAGUUUUUGUUCACAUUGCUUUUUUUAAAAUCCAGCAUGAGUUUUAUGUAUUUACUCCAUGAUCAGAUGUUGCUUUCAUGGAAAUGCACCAUUUUACUCCAUUUACCUUUAGAUAUACAUUGAUGUUAACAGACUAUUGCUUAAUAUUUGUCAGCGAAAGAUAAUAAAGGCUUAGUUUUAGGGUUAAAAACAUUUGCAAGAGUCACAACUUCAGUGCAAAAGCAAAAAAACAAAUCACAGUUGGAUUAUUCACUUCAACUUUUUGGCUUUUGAGAGGCUGCAUACAAAAAUCCCAAUAAAUCUCAACUGCGUAUAAACUACCACAAAAAUGGCUAGAAAGAAGCAACUGAGUAAAGAAACAAAAGUACAGAUUUUUACAUUGAGGAAAGAAGGAUACACAGAAAGAAAAAUUGCAAAACGCCUAAAGGUGUUUAACAAAGGAGUCCACUACACUCUGAAGCGACUAGAAGAACCUGCAGAUAUGAUGAUAGAAAAAGACCUGGACGAAAGAGAGUUACAACAAAAGCAGAGGAUAAACAUAGCAUUGUCACAAGUAAGAGAGAUCGGCGAAAGACCACAAAUAAGGGAGGAAAUCAACAUGACAAGGUCGAAACCCAUAUCUCUGACAACCGUGAAAUGACGUUUGAGAAAGGCUGGUCUGAAGGGUUGUGUAUCUGCAAAAAAACCCACUACUUCAUCCACAGAACAAGAAAAUGAGAUAUGAGUGGACUUAUGAUGACUAGAAACAAGGUUGCACUGUUUGGUUCAAAACGCAGAGUCUAUGUCCGCAGACAAACUAGUGAACGUAUGAAAGCACCAUGUGUUACACCCACAAUUCAGCAUGGAGGUGAUAGUUCCAUGGUAUGGGGAUGUUUUGCAGGUGAUGGAGUAGGAGAUUUGUUUGAAGUAAAGGGUAUCAUGAAGAAGGAACAGUACCACUCCAUCCUCCAGCACCAUGCUGUUCCAUCUGGACUCAGACUUGUGGCUCAUAAGUUUGUUUUGCAGCAAGACUAUGACCUUAAGCACUCUGCCAAACUCUGUCAGGGUUAACUAGACAAAAAAGAAGAGGAAGGUGUUCUUCAAAAGAUGGGUUGGCCCCCUCAGUCUCCAGACCUUUUUCAAUUGAGCUUGUACGGGAUGAAUUGGAUAGAUCGGUCAAAGAAACCCGUCCCACGAAUCAGCAGUCUCUUUUUAAUGAACUUAAGAAAGCUUGGAAUGCAAUCCCUGGAACAUACCUUAGAAAACUUGUGGAACGAAUGCCUGGUAUAUGCCAAGCUGUUCUUAAAGCCAGAGGAGGUUACUUAAAAGAAAGCAAAGUCUAAGCAACAAUAACUCAAAUACCUAAUAAUUAUAGUCAAAAUAUCUUCUGAUAAGUUACUCUUUACACAAUAGUCAUGUUUAUUGUGUUGCAAAUUAUAUAUAUGAAACUGUGAUCUUUUUUUGUACAAAUCUGAUCUUGCUUCCAAACUUUUGGCCUGUAGUGUAGGUCAACCACUUUUAAAAGUGAAAUGAGUUUCAAAAUGAAUUUGAAAGCCUUGAAAUAAUCUUGAAUUUGAACUGGCUGCUGUUGAAUGAGUACAUUUCAGGCAAAGAGCACAACAGUUGCAUUUAGCAGGAAACAUGUUGGUCUAACUACACGCGUUAGGAGCGCCCCAACAGCUACUCUUUCUUCUGUUCAUAGAAAAGGAAAGUACCUCAAUUACUCUCAAAGAGUCAGGUUUUCAUUUAUUGGCAUCAUUGAUUAAUGUUUACUUGGAUGAUUUGAGGAUUUGUGUUCAGAAUCUACAGACUGCAUUUUAGCACAGAUUUUAAAAUUGACAAUAACCAAUCCAGAGUCACAGAAACAGAAAAUGCCCUCUAAAUAUUUGUCUUAAUCAAAAGUACUUUUCUGUUCUAACCUUGUCAGAACGUGGGCUUCAAGCACGGCAAGGCGCUCUUUGAUGUCUGGGCCCGAGGUGUCAUUAUUGAGAACAUGCUGAAGGAUCACCGCUCAGCUGAUUAUAAUGACAGCAAAAGGACUGAUGUGAGAUCUCACACACACACACACACACACACACACACAUACACACACAAACACAUGAUAAAUGGCAUUUUUUACUACAACCAUCUGGACUGUUACAGUUUUACGGCGAACAAUCAGGAGCUGACUUCACUGACCUCGCAGAGAUUGUUUCCAGGAUAGAACCAGUUCAAAGUUACUUAGCUGCAGAAGGUGAGCACACAAUCAUGGUAAAGGUUUUUGUUACAGCCGUCUCUUCUUCAAUUCCAGCUUGGAUUUUUACCAGUGUAAUAAAUAAUGGGUCAAAGCUCCCUACUGUUUUUUAUAUUGAAAUACAGCAGCAGAUGUCACUGAUGUUUUAUGAAUGCCAUCUAAACCUUGUGGCUCAUUCCUGUUAUAUUCUCACUUUAAUGCCCUCUCUAAAUCUUUCUGUGCAGCCGAGGAGUCGGACUGUCUGACAGAGUACGAGGAGGAUGGAAUGGACACGGUGAGAGAGGAGGAGGGAGAAGAAGAGGAGGAAGAGGCAGAGGAUCCUGAGGACCACUCCCCUGGAGAGUGGGGGCAGAAUGGAGUCUUUCAAACUGUAAGUGCACAAGAAACUAGAUAAUGUGCCAGUGAAAGGAAAGAAAAAAACAUUUGGGGUUAAAGAUUACUUAUGAAGGCAACAAAAAUCCCUGGACUCUUUUUCUCUUUACAAAGAACUAUUCUAGUGAGUUCCCACAGGGAGAUUUUCGGGUUAUAAACUGGGGGGAGAUAUGAGCACCAGGUUAAAAUUUAAUAUUUACUUAGUUAUCUAACCUUUAUUUAACCGGGUGAUAAUCCAAUAAAACAGCGAUCUUUUUAACAAGGGUGCCACUGCCACAAGGUCAACACCACAUGUCUUGAUAAAUAUUACAUAAUUGUAAGACAAAUCACAGACAGUAAGUUAAAAACAACCAUUUAAAAGGUGAGAACUUGUUGCAGCAGUGCAGAAACAAAAACAAUUUAAAAAAAGGCUGUGCCUUAAAAAAAGGCAUGGCAGCAAAACUGAAUGUUCUUUUUCCAAUCUCAGCUAAGUGUCGGUACAGACGGAGACUAGCUCUGUUGGUGUCAGAUACCAGCAUGAAGGCAAAAAAUUGGUGUUCACAAAUUGCAUGAGUUAACAUAAAUAGGAUUUUUUUUUCUCUAAGUAUUGUCCUGAGUUUAAACAGCAUACUUGAGUGUUUUUAUAGUGUAGAUACAUUAGUUUCCCAGACUGAAGAAUUAAAUAAAGUGUUCUCAAGAGUUGUGUCAUGAAAUGAAAACGUGUCAAUCUUGUGCACAGGUAUAACAAUAAAAGCAUUCAGAGGUGAUAUUUAAUCAUCAAAAGAAUCUAAAGAAACCUCAAGGUUUUGGCUUUAAAGACUGAAUCACCCUCUUUUUUUACUUUGUAGGAUGAGGAGAAGUCUGUGAGACAACGCAGGAAACUCACCAGUGACACGUCUGAAGUCUCAGACUCCUGA